Messenger RNA from Pogonomyrmex barbatus (red harvester ant), 1399 nucleotides. RefSeq lists its product as uncharacterized. Gene Ontology annotation, molecular function: olfactory receptor activity; odorant binding. The record is from RefSeq and is a predicted model, not a curated record. Gene Ontology annotation, cellular component: plasma membrane. Gene Ontology annotation, biological process: sensory perception of smell; detection of chemical stimulus involved in sensory perception of smell. NCBI's taxonomy places the organism in Eukaryota, Metazoa, Arthropoda, Insecta, Hymenoptera, Formicidae.
UUUGUCGCAUAAUGAUGUACAUUAUUUUAAUGCAAGCUCUGACAUUGCGAAUAGAAAUUCAAAGAGAAUAAAUGAAAUAUCAAAGGAGGUUCCGCGCAUGUUCCCUUGAGAGAAAGGAGACAUGUGCACGAUAUAACAUCACAAAAAAUCAAGUGAAAUCAAAUAAAAAUAAGAAUACAUAGAGUCACACAAUUGACAUCGCAUGAGCAUGGACUUCCAAAAUGUGAAUCUUCUAAAUAUUCGACUAAAUUUACUCUCAGGCAAUCUAUUACCGAUGACCAAUCUCAAUUCGUCUUUUCCAUUUUUCUGGAAGAUACACAGUAUUUUUACGUGGAUGCUUACGACGAUCAUGGCGAUACUGAUAAUACCCGGAUGUAUUUACGUAUCAAUAGAAAAGGCUCUGAAAGACGGCAUGAUCUGUUUGGCAAUCUUUACAGAAAUGUCUUUCAUGAUUCUACGAAUUCACUCUCGUAAAGAUGUAGUGUACGAAUUAAUUCGAAAAUUAAAUGAAAUUUUGCACACUGCCGACGAAGCCAUGAAAAAUGUUGUGACAGCGACUUUGGAGCCAGUAAGGGUUCCGCUCAACUUUUACUGGUCCGGUGGCGUGGCAUCGAUAAUAGUGUGGAUCUGUAUGCCACUUCUGUUGGUAUUUGAGAGGAAUUUAUUCUUUUACGAAGAUUACAGAAUACCUGUUGUUUUCUCCGUGCAGCCAUUCUCAUUCAAAAUCUUCUUACUAGGAAGUCUGUUUUUAGUGAUCGGCUCGAUAUUUUUGUUCUUAAAAAAAGUUGGCGUUGAUGUGUACAUGGUGCAUCUGAUUUUAAUGAUGACCGCGCAAUAUCGAUAUAUCGCGACAAAGAUAGCGAUAAUAUUUCAAGAAGAGUAUAACAGUGUUGAAUCUCAAAAAAAACAUCUCUCUGGACUAGAUCGCAGAAAAGAAAAGAAAAUAAAGGCGUUGUGUCGACAUCACAAUGAAAUAAUAUAUACAACAUCACUAUUAAAAAAACUGUUGUCUUUGAAUUUUAGUUUAAUAUAUGUAAUCAGCGUCUUUCGAUUCUGCUUUCUCGGUAUUAUGUUAAGUAGCAUAACAUCGACAACAUUUUGGGAAGCAAUUUUAAUUGUCAUAUACUCGUCAGGUGCAGUAGUGCAACUUUACAUUUUAUGCUCUUGUGUGCAGCAAUUACUAGAUGCGAGUACAGAAAUGACAGAUAAAGCAUUUCACGAAAAAUGGCAUUUGUCUCAAUCAUCGAUGAAACGUAUAUUUAUUUUGAUAAUUAUGGCCAAUAAUCUAGAAUGCAAAGUUGCAACAUUUGAAAAAUUCAAUCUUUCCUUGCCUUCGUUUAUGAUGAUUUUAAAUCAGUCAUAUUCGAUUGCUCUUUUGUUUCUAAGAGUCAAAUCUUAA